CUGCCCCACUUGCUGUUAACUUUACAGCGAUGUUUGGAACGCGCCAGCCCUGGCUUACAUUACGAGGAAUUAAGGAAAAUAAAUUGCACAAAUUGGCAAAAAACGCAUUAUUGUUAAACUAAAGCCUCGCUAAUUUAACAGCUGCUAACCAUUUCAGAGAGCCGCGCUGCGCGACGCCCAAAAGCGAAAUAAAAAUACGAAACCAAACCAAACAAAAUAGCCACAACAGUAGAGCUGAGCUAGCGCUGGGAAAACCUCUUGGUCGACAACGUGGAACCCGAUUUCGGUUUCAGUCGAGAGUCAGCCUUCAGCAGAGCGCCACAGCGAGCAUUAGCUGCCCCCCAGUUUCGUUUCGGCGUCCGUAUCUCAUUUGGUUUUCACUUACGUUUCACGGCUUUCGUUGGCACGCCCGCGCUAAUUAAUCCGCAGAUAUAUCCAGCAGUAAUCGGGCCAAAUGCCGUACAUAAUCAUACGGGGGAAUCUAGCCUCCUACAGCCACAAAUAUCCAUGGAGGGUGCUCGUCUCCGGGUUGAAAGCUGACGACAUCGAGCAGUUGAACAAGUUCUCCUGCGGCGGCUACAGCGACGAAUCCACCAUCGUCUACCUAGUGCAUCCUUGUCGGAUUCUAUCGGCGCUAGAAAUCCUGGGAUUUCGCGUAGUGGCCAGCUCAUCGACUGCCGUGAAGCAGGACUACAACGAGUACAUGUGGACGAUGCGCAAGGAGUUCGACGAACCAGAACCCUUGGAAGCCGAGUCCGUGGUGCGAGAGAAUCUAUCGAAUAUUGGCCGCGAGGCAGCCAGUUUAGGCAACUAUCACAAGGUGGAUUCGCCUGAAUAGAGACGCAUCCCAUCCAAUCUAAAACAAACAAAAAAAAAAAAGAGCAGCAAUCAACCAAGAACUCUACUCUAGUUGUAUAAUUUAGUGUGUGUGAAUUGUGUGCGUGUUUCGGUGUGAAAAAAGAAAAGAAAUUAACUAUAGUAACCUAGGGAAUUUUGUUCCAUAACAUACUCUGAGCAAAGAAGGUGACCAAGCGAGUCCCCGCAGACGAACGAACUAUGAGUGAGGGCGCAACCGGGCUGAAGGAACCUCAGAAUCUCAA
Messenger RNA from Drosophila simulans, 1100 nucleotides. RefSeq lists its product as uncharacterized. Gene Ontology annotation, biological process: negative regulation of biosynthetic process. The transcript is spliced from 4 exons. Bases 455 to 838 code for a protein of 127 amino acids. Lineage: Eukaryota; Metazoa; Arthropoda; Insecta; Diptera; Drosophilidae. The record is from RefSeq and is a predicted model, not a curated record.